AUGUCCAACGGCUACAGCGCUCUCCACUACGCGGCGCAAGGGGGCCACUCUGAUGUGGCGCGCACCCUGCUGGCAUCGGGCGUAUGCGCCAGCACCAACACCUGUCCUGACCAACAGCCGCUGCAGCUGGCGGCCACCAAAGGCCAUGUGGCAACCAUGCAAUUGCUGCUGGAGCAUGGCGCAUCGGCCGCUGGCGCCUGCGGGGAGGUGGCACUGCCGCUUGCGGCAAACAACGCUGUCCUGUUGCGCCUCCUGCUGCAGCGCGGCGCGCGCUUUGCGCCCGACGACCCCGCCGCCGGCAGCACGAUGUGCUUCGCGGCAACCUCUGGCAAUAUUGCCCUGGUGCAGCUGCUGCUGGACGCAGGGGUGCAGAUUGACGCCGAGGGUCCCAACGGGCAUCGCGCCCUGGUUGAAGUGAUGUGCUGCGAGCCGGGGUGCGCCCCCAUGGUCGCCGCCCUGCUGGACCGUGGCGCGUCCGUCGACGCAGCUGACGCGGACGGCUGGCAGGCGGUCCAUCACGCAGCUGCCCAUGGGCGGUCGGACGCCCUGCGCCUGCUGCUCAGCCGCGGGGCCAACCCCAACGCCGCCGCUGUGCCCGCAGCCGCCACCGGCGCCGGCGCCUCCGAUCCCGCCGCGGCCGCUGCGAUGGCGGAUGGUACCACCGCCCUGCACCUGGCAGCACAACGCGGGCUGACGGAAAUUCUGCAGGCGCUUCUCGACGCCGGAGCGGCCCCGAACACCGCCGACACAAAUGGCUGGACCGCCGCCCACUUUGCAGCCUCGUGUGCUGAGAGUGAAGCGCUGCUCGUCCUGCUGCAGCGCGGCGCCGAUGUCAACGUAGCAGCCACCAGUGGGGAGGUCCCCCUUCAAAUGGCGGCAGCGGCGGGCGACGAAGCGAGCGCCCAGGUCCUGCUGGACGCCGGCGCCCUGGUCGACGCCGCCGACAUGGAGGGCUUGCAGGCGCUCCACCACGCCGCUGCAGCUGAGGAAUAUUAUGACCAAGUCAACAUGGCCGUCAUGCUGCUGGACCGCGGUGCGUCCCCGGAGGCAACCACGCGCAGCGGCCGCACGGCGCUGCACUUUGCGGCCGAGGUGGAAAACUGUGUGCUGCUGGAGACGCUACUGGACCGCGGCGCUGACGUGGGUGCGCAGGACAACAAUGGGCUGCAGCCGCUGCACCUCGCGGCCGCCUGCCGGGAUGUUGAGGCGGCGUUGGAGGAGACGCGGCGCGCGCUCGAGGAGGAGCGGCGCGCGCUGCCGCUGGGCCUGGCGGCGCUCAUCACGGGCGCGGCGGCGGAGAUGAGGCGCCUCGACGCCAGCAGGGCCCGCUUCGACGCCGAGCGCGCAGAGGCCGAGCGCUUGGCCGCUGCCCAGGCUCAGCGGCUGCAGCGGGCGACGGCAGCGGCGGACGCAGCGGAGGCGCGCGAAAGGUCCCUCGUGGCGCUCGCGCACGAUUUGGCCAAAAAGGAGACGGCGCGGGUGGACCGAGACGUCGUGGAGGGCGCGCGCCUUGAGGAGGAGCGGCUGCUGCGCCCGGCCACGGCCGGGGUCGACGCGGAGGAGGUGCGCCCGCGGGCGGCGCUGGCGGAGGAGUGGGAGCGCCUGCGGCGGCUGCGAGCCUUGGCUGACGACGAGGCGGGGCGGCUGCGGCGGCUGCGGGACGAGGUGUCCCGGGGCUCCACAAGAAAGCGACUGCGCAGGGGCGAUUAG
Monoraphidium neglectum is the source of this 1710-nucleotide messenger RNA. Its product is annotated as Ankyrin-3. The record is from RefSeq and is a predicted model, not a curated record. The coding region runs from base 1 to 1710 and encodes 569 amino acids. Gene Ontology annotation, molecular function: protein binding. The transcript is spliced from 2 exons. NCBI's taxonomy places the organism in Eukaryota, Viridiplantae, Chlorophyta, Chlorophyceae, Sphaeropleales, Selenastraceae.